This is a messenger RNA of Pelodiscus sinensis (Chinese soft-shelled turtle), 3447 nucleotides long. The record is from RefSeq and is a predicted model, not a curated record. Lineage: Eukaryota; Metazoa; Chordata; Testudines; Trionychidae.
UACUGGGCUGUGAUGCAGGAGAAUUAUGAGGCUGUGAGCUGGCUGGGAUUUCCAGUUUCUACAGCUCAUGUGAUCUCCUGGGUGGAGCGAGGGGAGGAGCUGCGGGUCCCAGUUCUCCAGGGCUGUGAAGAAGGGAAGAUCAUCAGCAACACCCACACAGCAGGUGAUGGAAUGGUGAGUGAGAACAAUGAGGAGAGUCUUCAUGAGGAAAGUCCGGAACAAGUGGCUCCACAUGGGAUGUUACUGGGAAGAUCUAAAGGGCAUGUUUCUCAGAGUCCUGAGCAGGGAGAGACCUGUGAGAGUCAGCCUACUCCAGAAAGGCAGCAGGGAAACCAUGUGGUGGAGGGACAGGAUAAAUCCAGGGACAGGAGCAGAGGGGUAAAAAGGAACAAAGAAACUGUUCUACAGAAAAUCCCCCAUCGAGAAGGACCCUACACUUGCAGUGAUUGUAGAAACAGUUUCCAAUGUAGACAGGUCCUCAUUUUACAUCAGAGAAUCCACACAAGUGGGAACCCUUUCAACUUGUCUGACUGUAAGAAUAAUUUCAGUCAGAAUUCAAAGCUUAUUUCCCAUGAGGGAAUGCAUCCAGCUGAGAAAAUCUGUGACUGCACUGCCUGUGGGAAAAGCUUACAUUCCCAAUCAAGUGUUACUGAACACCAGAGAAACGACAGAGUAGAGAAACCCUUCAUUUGCUCUGACUGUGGGAAAAGCUUCAGUCGGCGCUCAAGUCUUGUUAGACAUAAGAGAAUACACACAGGAGAGAAACCCUUUAACUGCUCUGCCUGUGGGAAAAGCUUCACGCAGAGCUCAAGUCUGAACAUUCAUCAGAGAAGCCACACAGGAGAGAGACCCUUUCAGUGCUCUACCUGUGGGAAAAGAUUCAGUCGGCGCUCAUUCCUUAUUCAACAUCAGGUAAUACAUACCAGUGAGAUGCCCUAUAACUGUUCUGACUGUGGGAAAAGCUUCCAGCAGCGCUCAAGUCUUAUUAGUCAUCAGAGAACCCACACAGGCGAGAAGCCCUUCAGCUGCUCUGACUGUGGGAAAACCUUCAGUGAGAACACAAACCUCAUUCAGCAUCAGAGAAUCCACACAGGGGAGAAACCCUUUAGCUGCUCUGACUGUGGGAAAAGCUUCAGUCGGCGCUCAAGUCUUCUUCAUCAUCAGAGAACCCACACAGGUGAGAAACCCUUCAACUGCUCUGAGUGUGGGAAAACCUUCAGUCAGAACACAAACCUCAUUCAACAUCAGAGAAUCCACACAGGGGAGAAACCCUUUAGCUGCUCUGACUGUGGAAAAAGCUUCAGUCGGCGCCCAUGUCUUCCUCAUCAGAGAAUCCACACAGGGGAGAAACCCUACAACUGCUCUGACUGUGGAAAAAGUUUCAGUCAGCACUCAAAUCUUAUUAAUCAUCAGAGAACCCACACAGGGGAGAAACCCUACAACUGCUGUGACUGUGGGGAAAGCUUCAGUCAGGUCUCAAGCCUUAUUAUUCAUCAGAGAACCCACACAGGAGAAAAGCCCUUCAGGUGUUCUGAUUGUGGGAAAAACUUCAGUCAGAGGUCACACCUUGUUAGACAUAGGAAAACCCACACAGGAGAGAAAUCUUAUAACUGCUCUGACUGAGGAAAAAGGUUCAAUCUGAGUGCAAUUACUGCAAAGGCCAAGAGAGCCCUCUACAGGGACGUGAUGCGGGAGAAUUACGAGGCUGUGAGCUGGCUGGGAUUUCCAGUCUUCAAAGCUCAUGUGAUCUCCUGGAUGGAGCAAGGGGAGGAGCUGUGGAUCCCAGAUCUCCAGGGCUCUCAGGAAGGGGAGAUCAUCUGCAACACACACACAGCAGGUGAUGGGACGCUGAGUGAGAACAAUGUGGAGAGUCUUCCGGAGGAAGAACCAGAGCAAAAGGCUCCAUGUGGGAUGUUAUUUGGAAGAUCUGAAGGGCAUGUUUCUCACAAACAUGAGCAAGAAGAGACCCAUGGGAGUCAGCGUAGCCCAGAAAGGCAGCAGGGAAACUAUCCAGAGAAGAAACAGGGUAAAUCCUGUCAUAGGAGCAGAGGGGUAAAAAGAAAUACAGAAACUAUUCAACAGAAAAUCCCCCAUCAACAAAUACCAUCCACUUACAAUGACUGUGCAACUCCUAUUGAACAUCGAAGAAACCACACAGGAAAGAAGCCCUUCAACUGCUCCGACUGUGGGAAAAGCUUCAGUAGGAGCUCACAUCUUGUUAGACAUCAAAGAACUCACACAGGAGAGCAACGUUUCAACUGCUCUGACUGUGGGAAAAGCCUCAGUGACAGGUCAGACCUUGAUAGACAUACAAGAAUACACACAGGAGAGAAACCCUUCAACUGCUCUGACUGUGGGAAAAGCUUCAGUAAAAGGUCAGACUUUGAUAGACAUACAAGAAUACACACAGGAGAGAAACCCUUCAACUGCUCUGACUGUGGGAAAAGCUUCAGUAAAAGGUCAGACUUUGAUAGACAUACAAGAAUACACACAGGAGAGAAACCCUUCAACUGCUCUGACUGUGGGAAAAGCUUCAGUAAAAGGUCAGACUUUGAUAGACAUACAAGAAUACACACAGGAGAGAAACCCUUCAACUGCUCUGACUGUGGGAAAAGCUUCAGUAAAAGGUCAGACUUUGAUAGACAUACAAGAAUACACACAGGAGAGAAACCCUUCAACUGCUCUGACUGUGGGAAAAGCUUCAGUAAAAGACAGGUCCUCAUUUUACACCAGAGAAUCCACACAGGCGAGAAACCCUUCAACUGCUCUGUGUGUGGAAAAAGCUUCAGUCAGAAUGCAAACCUGAUUAAACAUCAGAGAAUCCACACAGGGGAGAAACCCUUCAGCUGCUCUGACUGUGGGAAAAGCUUACAUUGCCAAUCAGGUGUUAUUAAACACCAGAAAAACCACAGAAUAGAGAAGUCCUUCAUCUGCUCUGACUGUGGGAAAAGCUUUAGUCAGUGCUCACACCUUGUUAGACAUAGGCAAAUCCACACAGGGGAGAAACCCUUCAACUGCUCUGUGUGUGGAAAAAGCUUCAGUCAGAAUGCAAACCUGAUUAAACAUCAGAGAAUCCACACAGGGGAGAAACCCUUCAACUGCUCUGUGUGUGGAAAAAGCUUCAGUCAGAAUGCAAACCUGAUUAAACAUCAGAGAAUCCACACAGGGGAGAAACCCUUCAACUGCUCUGAUUGUGGAAAAAGCUUCAGUGAGAAGCCAGACCUUGUUAAACACAGGAGAAUCCACACAGGAGAGAAACCGUUCAGCUGCUCCGAGUGUGGGAAAAGCUUCAGUCAUAGGUCAGACCUUGUUAGACAUAGGAGAAUCCACACAGGUGAGAAACCCUUCAACUGCUCUGAUUGUGGAAAAAGCUUCAGUGAGAAGCCAGACCUUGUUAAACACAGGAGAAUCCACACAGGAGAGAAACCGUUCAGCUGCUCCGAGUGA